Fulmarus glacialis (Northern fulmar) is the source of this 1180-nucleotide messenger RNA. RefSeq names its product alcohol dehydrogenase 1 {ECO:0000250|UniProtKB:P80338}. The record is from RefSeq and is a predicted model, not a curated record. Lineage: Eukaryota; Metazoa; Chordata; Aves; Procellariiformes; Procellariidae. The coding region runs from base 50 to 1180 and encodes 376 amino acids. Gene Ontology annotation, molecular function: zinc ion binding; all-trans-retinol dehydrogenase (NAD+) activity. Gene Ontology annotation, biological process: retinoic acid metabolic process; retinol metabolic process. The transcript has 9 exons. Gene Ontology annotation, cellular component: cytosol.
GCUUCCCUCCAGCCUGCUGCAGCGACGGCAACAGCUCUGCUAAGACCACAUGGCCACUUCUGGAAAAGUUAUCAGAUGCAGAGCUGCCGUUGCCUGGGCCGUGGGCAAGCCACUCUCUGUCGAGGAGGUGGAGGUUGCACCUCCAAAGGCAGGUGAAGUCCGUAUCAAGAUUGUAGCCAGUGGCAUCUGUCGCACAGAUGACCACAUUCUGGAAGGUUGCUUUCCUAAUGUGGAUUUCCCAGUUAUCCCAGGCCACGAAGGAGCUGGGAUUGUGGAAAGCGUUGGAGAAGGAGUGACCUCUGUGAAACCAGGAGACAAAGUCAUCCCCCUUUGCCUUCCACAGUGCGGGGAAUGCAGCUUCUGCCUGAAUCCCGAAUCCAACUACUGCCUGAAGUCCCAUCUCUCUGAACCACAAAACCUGCUGCCUGACAAGACCAGCCGGUUCACUUGCAAAGGGAAGCGGAUCCACCACUUCCUGUGGGUCAGCACCUUUGCAGAAUACACCGUGAUCCCAGAGUACGCUGUUGCGAAGAUAGAUGCUGCUGCACCUCUGGACAAAGUCUGCUUGCUCGGCUGUGGGUUUCCCACAGGCUAUGGGGCUGCCAUCAACACCGCCAAGGUAAAACCAGGCUCCACCUGUGCCGUCUUCGGUGUCGGAGGAGUUGGCCUCUCUGUUGUCAUGGGAUGCAAGGCGGCUGGAGCUUCCCGCAUCAUUGCUGUUGAUAUCAACAAAGACAAGUUUGCCAAGGCCAAGGAGCUGGGAGCCACCGAAUGCAUCAGUCCUCGGGACUUCAAGAAGCCCAUCCAGGAGGUGCUCACUGAGAUGACUGGUCAUGGCGUGGACUACUCCUUUGAGGUCAUCGGGCAUGCGGAUACCAUGACUGCUGCCCUGGCCUCCUGCAAUAUGAACACUGGCGUCUGCGUGAUGGUUGGGGUACCAGCUCCUGGUUCAGUGAUUUCCAUCGAUCCUAUGCUUCUGCUGUCUGGGCGUACAUGGAAGGGGACUCUGCUUGGAGAUUGGAAGAUGAGAGAUUGUAUCCCCAAAUUAGUUUCCAGCUAUUUGGAGAAGAAAUUCAACUCAGACUUGCUGAUCACGCACACGCUGCCAAUUGCUAAAGUGAACGAGGGAUUUGAGUUGUUACGUACAGGAAAAAGUAUUCGCAGCGUCCUGCUUUUUUGA